GGCCCGGCGAGCGCGCUCUCGCUCGGUCCCUACGCGGCCCGCCUGGUGGCCGAGGAGCUCGCUCUCGCUGAGCACCUACAGGGCCCGCAUGGUGGCCGGGGAGCGCGAGUGACCUGCAGGCCCUGGGCCGGAGAGGGCAGCCGGGUCCUGGGGUUGUGCGCUCAGAACGCCCAGGGUCACAACUUGAGAUGAGACUGUCCCAGAGUGGGCUGCGCUGGCGGUUUCAUUUCCGGGUGUGAUGGCCCAGCGAUUAAGAGGGAGCCCAGACGUUGCCUUGAUGAUGAAUGUGAACGUUGUCAAGCUGUGUCCUUGAUUGUGGAGUCUGAUAAGACAUUCUUUUAAAUCAGGAGUCAGUGAUCUGUCAGGCUCCCGAAUUAAAAAAAAAAAAAAAAAAGAAAAGAAAAGAAACGGGGAAACAACAGGGCGUGGAUGGUCCUUAUACAAUUACUUCGUUUAAAGACUAUGUCUCCAGUAGGAUGGGACAGGAAUUAGCCCCCUUUGACUACAGUUCCUGUGCUGUAACUGUGAGAAACUUCAGCCUUCAGACGGAUAACUAUUUAACACCUGGAAUUGUGGAGGCGCUGCAGUGAAGAAAUAUGUAAUCAUGGAAUCUCCUUGCUAAUCGUCACCACCUGUUCCCCGUGAUAAGCCAGCAAGGACGUGGGUCGAGAAGGAAGAGAGGCCAACAUGAAGCUGAAGCAGCGAGUUGUGCUGUUAGCAAUACUCCUUGUCAUUUUUAUUUUCACCAAAGUUUUCCUGAUAGACAAUUUAGAUACAUCAGCUGCCAACCGAGAGGACCAGAGGGCUUUUCACAGAAUGAUGACUGGCUUGCGGGUGGAGCUGGUGCCCAAGUUGGACCACACCCUGCAGUCUCCUUGGGAGAUUGCAGCCCAGUGGGUGGUGCCCCGGGAAGUGUACCCUGAAGAGACACCAGAGCUGGGAGCAAUCAUGCAUGCCAUGGCUACUAAGAAAAUCAUUAAAGCUGAUGUGGGUUAUAAAGGGACGCAGCUAAAAGCUUUACUGAUUCUUGAAGGAGGACAGAAAGUUGUCUUCAAACCUAAGCGGUACAGCAGAGACUAUGUUGUAGAAGGGGAGCCAUAUGCUGGGUAUGACAGGCACAAUGCAGAGGUGGCGGCCUUCCAUUUGGACAGGAUUCUGGGUUUCCGCCGAGCUCCCUUGGUCGUUGGCAGAUAUGUUAAUCUGCAAACAGAAAUGAAGCCUGUUGCCACGGAGCAGCUGCUGAGUACCUUCCUAACUGUGGGGAACAAUACUUGUUUCUAUGGGAAGUGCUAUUAUUGCCGAGAAACAGAGCCAGCAUGUGCUGAUGGUGACAUGAUGGAGGGUUCCAUCACACUUUGGCUUCCAGAUGUGUGGCCUCUGCAGAAACAUCGACAUCCCUGGGGCAGGACUUACCGAGAAGGCAAACUGGCCAGGUGGGAAUAUGAUGAGAGCUACUGCGAUGCUGUGAAGAAGACGUCUCCCUAUGACUCAGGCCCGCGCCUCCUGGACAUCAUUGACACGGCUGUCUUUGAUUACUUGAUUGGCAAUGCUGACCGCCAUCACUAUGAAAGCUUUCAAGAUGAUGAAGGCGCUAGCAUGCUUAUUCUUCUUGAUAAUGCCAAAAGCUUUGGGAACCCCUCGCUGGAUGAGAGAAGCAUUCUUGCCCCUCUCUAUCAGUGCUGCAUAAUUCGGGUUUCAACCUGGAAUAGACUGAAUUAUCUAAAGAAUGGAGUACUAAAGUCUGCCUUAAAAUCUGCCAUGGCCCAUGACCCCAUCUCCCCUGUGCUCUCUGAUCCACACUUGGACUCUGUGGACCAGCGACUUCUGAAUGUCUUGGCCACCAUCAAGCAGUGUACUGACCAGUUUGGGAUGGACACCGUGCUGGUGGAAGACAGGAUGCCGCUCUCCCACUUGUAACUCUCAACACAAAAAAAGUGCAACUGAUUUUUACAAAGAUAGAGACACAGCACAAUCAAUUCCAAAUGGCAUGUGAUGGCCUGCAAGUGGCCACUGUGGGACUGGUGGUGAAGACCAUGGCCCUGGGAGUGCUCCGCGUUUUCUGCAGUGCAAGCUCAAGACCAGUUGAGCGAGCGUCUCUGCAGAAGCACCUCUCUGCAGCAGGUGGCAGCGCUGCUCAGUCUUUAUUCCCACACCGAGGAUAAGCAGGUUGACACUGGCUAAGUGUGUCUGGGGCUAGCCUUGUCCUUUCUCCACACCGUGGAUUCUCUGGAAACACUUUGCAGUCCCUUGUGUCUUUAAACAACAAAAACCAGAACUAGUCAGAUUGAAAACAUACUGUUCCUCCAGAGUGCCAUCAGACAAAAUAGCAGUCUGCUCCAGGAGACAGUGUUCAAGGUAGAUUGGAGGAAGGGAAGGGCAGGAAGACCUUGGGACUCUAAGCAUGAAUUUGACAUCUCAGGGAAGAGAAGAGGGAGGGACUCACUCUCUAGAACCAGGAAGAUCAUUGACUUAGUGAAAAACAGUGUCCCCUCUGUUUGGGUUCUUAGAUAUGUCCAAAGCAAAACAGUCGUCUCCUGGUUGUGUUCAAAUUAACCACAGUCAUCUCUAGAACUACCACAACCCAAGCAUGAUCCUCUGUGGACACUAAUCUACUCCAUGCACUCCUUUUGCCCAAAGUAGCAAAACAAACUGAAAUGUACUCUCUGCCACCCCUCCCCUUUUUCUUUCUUUUUCUCUCAGUGGCAUUGUUUAUUUUGAGGUAGACUCUAGCCCAUGCUGAUCUGGGACUUUCUGUAUGACCCAGGCUCGCUUUGAACUGGCAGCAAUCCUGUGGCCUCAGCCUUCCACAUGUGAGGAUUAUAGGUAUGAACCAACAUGCCCAGCUCUCUCUUCUAAAGUGAACUCAUACCCUGUGAGGUAAAUGCCUGUAGUGGCGCUGUUCCUAGGAGCUUGGCAGCUUUUGCCUUUCUUAGGAGAAAGUGUCCUGGUGGGUGGACACUUGUGAUGUGUGCCCUGCAGAUAACAGUGAGAAUGUUAAGCCUCUGAGCCUUGACACCGAGGAGCUCACCACAAAGAGCCUUAAUAUUUUGGUUCAUAUCCAAUCCAAAUUUGCUCUUAUUUGGAGUUCUGAACCUGAGGUGAAGUAGAACUCUUCCAUCUCCGUGUCAGUCAGGGUUGGGUCUGUGUCUUUGUGUUCUGGGAAGUCAUUUGAUAGGUAAGCAGCUGCCACGUAGCUAGGGAGUGUCUGGGACAGUGGCUGCACUCACACUGUGUUCCCUCUACAUCUCAUCCCCUGCUGGACUUCUGUCAGGACUAGCCUGUCAGCAUUGUGCUUGAUAUUUGGUGCCAGCCACAGAGCCUGGCCUGAGGCAGCUACCUUUUGAAUUCAUAACCCCUGGUUUCUCACAUUAAAACCCUAUAACCAAUUUUAAAUGGCAUGAAAUUAGGAAAAUUUGUACAUUUAAUGUACACUUUGAGGUAGAUUAAGGAAUAUACUGCAUAUUUCUUUUUUUUAAUCUGGGGUAUUGAACUUAAGAAAACAAAUAUUAGCACAAAACACUAAAAUAGUGUUAACAAAAGGAGAUAUUGAGCCAGGCAGUGGUGAUGCACACCUCUAGUCCUGGCAUUUGGAAGGCAGAGGCAGGCAGAUCUCUGUGAGUUCAAGGCCAGUCUGGUCUACAGAGUGAGUUCUAGGACCAAACCCCCAAAAAACAAAGCAAAAACAAAAGGAAGUAUUAAGUUCAGUUUCCAGGCUACUUGCUGUGUUCAUCAAGGAAAUUCACAGUUGGAUUUUGAGAUUAGCGUGGUUGUGGUUGUUAGUUAGCACUUUCGAAAGUAGGAACCAAAUGCUGGGAGCCAUCAGAGCGGACAGCAGUGAGGCCUCCCUCUAGUGCUGACUGUGUAUCGGCAUCCCGUCGGACACACUGGGGAAGUGAGGAGGAACUGUGCCCAAACAGCCUCACUUGUAAUGUUGGAGACAGAAGAUUCUUCUGGGGGAAAAGAACAGGCAGAAAAGCUGCUUUGAAAAAAUGUCUCAUUUUCCCUUCAUGGCAGUUAGAGAAGAGUCAUCAUCUCACACUUCCUUUUCACAGUCAUGGCUUUAGAAGGUGCUCAGAGCCACAGUGGACAGAGUUGAGUUAGGGUGACAUGGCGAUUAGAGUGUAAAUGUGUGUUCUAACUGGGAGGUACACUUGAGUGAAUCUUGGUGCGGCAGGGACGGGGGCAGCCGUAUGCUUCUCAGCCCCAAAUUUAUAAACACAAAGUUCUGUUAGGGAAAAAAAUGAUAGAUUCACAUUUUGAAAGUAUUGUAACUCUGGCCUCUUUGGGGCCAGUUACUAGAUGAGGACUGUUAUAAUCAAGGCACUGGGGAUCGGGUCAGCUCUAAAUCAGCUUUACCAGCCUAACACCUGCAGAGAUGGAUGCAUCUAAUACAAAACCCAAGAAACCCGAAUCCAUUGCUGUUCCCUCCUUUCCUCCCACUUCUUAAAUAUAUGUAUUCUGAAGUUGGAAUGGGGGAGAUUUGAAUAUAGAAAUUUUAUUCUCAAACUGUUUCUUAAUCUAAGACUGUGUUGUACUUUGGGGAAGGCUCUAAGUAAUUCAUCUUUGAAACAAUAGGCUCUGAUUUGCUGAAGAUGGUUGGUAUUUUUUAAGGUAUGUCUCCCUGUUUGCACUCAGGGUUAAAAUGUCAGACUAAAUUUUUAGAAGAAAAUAGAGAAAUUCAGUUAUAUUCAUUACAGAUUAUUUCAGCAAAGUGGACCCAGGCAGUUUCUCGAUUUUCCCAGUGCUGGAGACAGCAUUGCCAUCCAAAGAAACUCAGGUUUUCUUUCAAACUCUCACGCUUUGUCUUCUCAUCCCCUGCCUCCUGUUCCUUCAGCCUCCCUUCCCUUCCCUUCCCUCCCUUGAUCUCUCUGAUUAUCUUAUGAUCACAGCACCUGCUGUUGGCACACUCUGAGUCCUGUGACCAGGGUUUCAGGACAGGAGGAGGAGGUUUGGGUUCAUGUGCCGUGUGUAUUCUACCAAGGAAAAUGUACUUUGACACAAGGAAGACUGAGUGACUGGCACUGGGAAAGGGCUUGGCUAGUACAUAGGUUAGAGUGUACGUCAAUCAUUUCCUGAACAGCCUGCUAAGCAGGUGACCCGACUGAGCAUGCUCCAUGGGGGAGGCUGGCUCUUCCCCCCUUAUUUCUCUAGUCUGGUGGUGAGUGGGGGCUGGACACUGUACUGUCACAGGUUUUUAGGACCUAAGGUGAUCCUCGUAAACUCUUGGGGGAAGCUGGGAGUAACUUAGUGGGAAGCUAAUUUAUUUGUCUGAAGGGUGGAUCCCCACUCUCUUGUUUGAUCUGCCAAGGAUUUCCUCUUGGAGCUGUUGUGCAGAUAGAGGCUGUACUUGGUAAGAUACCAAACAUUUCUAAUGUGUUCUAUGGGUUUCAAUUCUGAAAAAAAAAUAAAAGAUUUUAAUAUAU
Molecule: messenger RNA, 5423 nt
Organism: Arvicanthis niloticus (Nile rat)
Lineage: Eukaryota; Metazoa; Chordata; Mammalia; Rodentia; Muridae
Gene: Fam20b
Product: FAM20B glycosaminoglycan xylosylkinase
Biological process (GO): proteoglycan biosynthetic process
Cellular component (GO): Golgi apparatus
Molecular function (GO): phosphotransferase activity, alcohol group as acceptor
Source: RefSeq, a predicted model, not a curated record